Messenger RNA from Culex quinquefasciatus (southern house mosquito), 1008 nucleotides. It is a transcript of the gene Dnali1, whose product is annotated as putative inner dynein arm light chain, axonemal. Gene Ontology annotation, cellular component: axoneme; filopodium. The record is from RefSeq and is a predicted model, not a curated record. The transcript is spliced from 2 exons. The coding region runs from base 148 to 897 and encodes 249 amino acids. NCBI's taxonomy places the organism in Eukaryota, Metazoa, Arthropoda, Insecta, Diptera, Culicidae. Gene Ontology annotation, molecular function: dynein heavy chain binding.
CAGAUCCUAGCAACCGGCAGUUCCGGUUACCCCAGUGAUGUCAGUCCGCGCUGGCAGUUAUUUUGUUUAUUUUGCUACUCAGUGUGUGAAAAUUUUACCAGAAAUAAAGGAAUUUGAAUUCUUUGGAAAAAUCUUCUGAAUUCCACCAUGGCGGAGCGUAAUAUUGAGCUGCAGACGACUUUGGUGCGGUACAACAAUCCGGUGCUGGUGGUGAAACACACGGAAAAGAAGGACACGCCACCGGAUGUGUCGAAAGAGCAAACGGGUCGUCCGGGUUCGGGUGGGGCGGUGGUCGUCGAAAGCCCGCGGGAAACUGAGGAAAUUUUGAACUGCAUUCUUCCGCCCAAGACCUGGGAAGAGGACGGCCAGUUGUGGACACAAACAGUGUCAAGUACGCCGGCCACGCGCCAAGAUGUAAUCAACUUGCAGGAAAUGCUGGACACGAGACUGCAGCAGACGCAAGCGCGCGAAACGGGCAUUUGUCCGGUGCGGAGAGAACUGUACACUCAGUGCUUCGACGAGCUGAUCCGCCAGGUCACGAUCAACUGCACCGAGCGUGGACUGUUGCUGCUGAGAGUCCGCGAUGAGAUCGCCAUGUCGAUGGAGGCGUACGAAACGCUAUACUGUAGCUCGGUCUCGUUUGGCAUCCGGAAGGCACUGCAGGCUCAGGAGGGCAAGGAGAAGCUCCAGGAGCGCAUUCAGCUGCUCGAGAAGGAGAAGGAGACGCUGGAGAACUCGAUCAGUGACAUGAAGAUCAAGGCGGAUCAGGCUGAGAGGAGAAACGCCGAACUGAGGGCGUCCGAAGAGAAGAAGCACGCGGAGGAGAUUUCAUUCCUGAAGAAGACCAACUCGCAGCUUAAGGCCCAGCUGGAAGGAAUCAUCGCCCCCAAGAAAUAAACGCUUAGUCACUAAUUUUAGAUAACUAGAAUUGUUUAGCCAUACAAAAUCACACCUUUAUUACAUACUCUGAGGAAAUGCAUCAGUUUUCUAACAAUUUUAUUUCGGAAA